This is a messenger RNA of Pongo pygmaeus (Bornean orangutan), 1042 nucleotides long. RefSeq names its product C-type lectin domain family 2 member B (gene CLEC2B). The record is from RefSeq and is a predicted model, not a curated record. NCBI's taxonomy places the organism in Eukaryota, Metazoa, Chordata, Mammalia, Primates, Hominidae. The transcript is spliced from 5 exons. The coding region runs from base 501 to 950 and encodes 149 amino acids.
GAUAAGAAAGCAGUAAUGUCCUAAAGAAUGCUGUUUAAUUAAUUAGUAUCAGCCUCUCCUACAGCUCUGGAAGGGUACAUGUUAAGUACCACUCCUGGAUGAAUCAGAAAAACAGCCACUUGAGCAAUUUUGUGUUCUGUGGUUCAGAUGAGAAUCCCCGUUGAGAAAGUAAGAAAAUAUGUGUUUAUUCUUCAGCUUUAAAUUGUUACAUCACAAACUUCCUUCCUCCCUGGCAAGCUUUUUUUUUGACCAGAAGAAAAUUGUAAUAAACAAUAGUAUGACUAAUAGUCACAUGGUUACUUUCAGUUUGCAAAAUUUUAUUUAUACUUUGAGUUACUCUUCAAAAGUGGUAUACCUCUAGUUUGGAGCUGUGCUGUAAAAACAAGAGUAACAUUUUUAUAUUAAAGUUAAAUAAAGUUACAACUUUGAAGAGAGGUUCUGCAAGACAUGACACAAAGCUGCUAGCAGAAAAUCAAAACACUCAUUAAAAGAAGCAAGGUAUGAUGACCAAACAUAAAAAGUGUUUUAUAAUUUGUGGUAUUUUAAUAAUAACUAAUAUUAUUACUGUAAUAGUUAAGCUACCUCGAGAUUCUCAGAGUUUAUGCCCAUAUGAUUGGAUUGGUUUCCAAAACAAAUGCUAUUAUUUCUCUAAAGAAGAAGGAGAUUGGAAUUCAAGUAAAUACAACUGUUCCACUCAACAUGCUGACCUAACUAUAAUUGACAACAUAGAAGAAAUGAAUUUUCUUAGGCGAUACAAAUGCAGUUCUGAUCACUGGAUUGGACUGAAGAUGGCAAAAAAUCGAACAGGACAAUGGGUAGAUGGAGCUACAUUUACCAAAUCGUUUGGUAUGAGAGGGAGUGAAGGAUGUGCCUACCUCAGUGAUGAUGGUGCAGCAACAGCUAGAUGUUACACAGAAAGAAAAUGGAUUUGCAGGAAAAAAAUACACUAAGUUAAUGUCUUGGAUAAUGGGGAAAACAGAAAAUAACAUUAUUAAGUGUAAAACCAGCAAAGUACUUUUUUAAUUAAACAAAGUUCAAGUUU